Molecule: messenger RNA, 558 nt
Organism: Peniophora sp. CBMAI 1063
Lineage: Eukaryota; Fungi; Basidiomycota; Agaricomycetes; Russulales; Peniophoraceae
Source: the annotation of a GenBank genome assembly
AUGGCGCUCUCUCGACUGCUUAACUCGUCCACGAAUAGGCGGCUCACGCGCGACUCGAUCCUUCCAGGCCCCGUUUCUAUUACUACUGGCGUGCACUGGAGGACGCUGCUCGCGGUAUAUGAGGCCUCAGACUCGCCCAGGACGUUCAAAUCCUGUCACCAGCUACUACCAAGACUUACUCUUGGAAUGGGAAAUUCUCCAGCUCAUAUCAAUGCACCGCAUCCGCCCCCUGCCUAUGCAGGGCCACCUCCUCCAUAUCUACGCCAGCCUUUCACUCAAUCGUAUGAUCGCAAAACUCAUCCGCGUCCCGGGGGUGCUGGCAUGACCGCAACCUCCCAUAACGCGCCACUGGUCACCUCGCGAGAUGAGUAUCUCUUCAGAGAUCACGCUCACUCGCGCUCAAGACUUCAUGUAGAGAGCUACGGGCAGCUUGGUCCGGAAGAGUAUCGAGGUCGGGCAGGUCCCACGAACCCAGAUCACUCGCUCGACCGAGUUGACUUGGACGCGCCGUUUCCUUCACUGGCCUGGUCGCCUGUAGGACGUAAUACGCGAAGAUGA